Etheostoma spectabile (orangethroat darter) is the source of this 996-nucleotide messenger RNA. It is a transcript of the gene cldna, whose product is annotated as claudin a. The record is from RefSeq and is a predicted model, not a curated record. Gene Ontology annotation, cellular component: bicellular tight junction; membrane. The coding region runs from base 123 to 743 and encodes 206 amino acids. Gene Ontology annotation, molecular function: structural molecule activity. The transcript has a single exon. Lineage: Eukaryota; Metazoa; Chordata; Actinopteri; Perciformes; Percidae.
AGCCUUCCCCAAACAUUUACUCUUGGAGAUCUCUCAAACAAGACUUAACUGACUUCCAGAGACACACACUUUUGGAUCUUUUUUUUUUUUGGACGACUGUGCAAGAAGCUUUCUGAGGAGACAUGGUGUCGGCCGGCUUUCAGAUGAUGGGCACUGCCCUGUGCAUUAUUGGAUGGAUUGGGGUCAUCGUUACCUGCGCCCUGCCCCAGUGGAAAGUGACAGCCUUCGUUGGGCAAAACAUUGUCACCGCUCAAACCACUUGGGAGGGCAUUUGGAUGACCUGUGUGGUCCAGAGCACAGGUCAGAUGCAGUGCAAGGUUUAUGACUCGAUGCUGGCCCUUUCCUCCGACCUCCAAGCUGCCCGCGCCCUCACCAUCAUCUCUGUCCUGCUUGGCGUCUUUGGCAUCCUUCUCUCUCUCGCAGGAGGAAAAUGCACCAACUGUGUGGAGGAUGAGAGCGCCAAGGCCAAGAUCGGCGUGACAUCUGGUGUGAUCUUUAUCAUUGCUGGUGUUUUGUGUCUCGUCCCUGUGUGCUGGACAGCAAACACCAUCAUACAGAACUUCUACAGCCCAAUGUUGGGCCCUGACAAAAGGGAGCUUGGAGCUUCACUCUUCAUCGGCUGGGGGGCCGCAGGCCUCCUCAUUCUGGGUGGCGCACUCCUCUGCGCCAACUGCCCUCCCAAGGAUAACUUCUCUGCAAAGUACUCUGCUCCCCGUUCAAGUGCACCCAAGGACUACGUCUGAGGAGAGAAAAGCCAAAGAGCCUAAAAAAAAAGACUUGAAUGAAAUGCUUUGUGGUCCAUGACAUUGAUUCAUGUUGCCACAAUAAGUAUGAUUUGAAUUUCACAGUGUUUCCAUUGUGCUCACAGUUGAGUUUGACUCUUUGAUGUCGAGUUACAGCACUUCUAUAGAUUUGUUUAAUCAGUGCCAGGAUGAAGAGAUUUGCACCACACCCAAAUAACAUGUACUGAGUGACAAAAUGCUUAGUUGGUGGGAG